AUGUCCGAGUUUCUAACUGUUCGGCAUGAUUACGCAAGCUUUCAGCAGGGGCUCAGGGAUCUUAAUAAGCAGGCAGCAUCGAAGCCUACUCUGCAAUCUACCAGCAAGCUAAAGCAGCCCACCGACAGCUUGGUACAAGAGAUAAUCGUACGAGUACAAGCAAUCGCGAGCAAAUCGUUGCUGCGCCCGAAGAGCCCACCGGUGAGGAUUAAGAAUCGCUCCGAACAGGAAUCCCUUGAGUGGGCUCGGCUCAUAAGACGCCAGGAAGCGGAAAUCGAUGCACUAGGCCGGCAGCUAGCGGACCAAGAGCGUAAGAUUGCUGCCGGAAAAGAUCAACGCUGUAAACUGCAGGUACGAAGUGAGCGUGAGAUGGACGAACAACUGUACGCUUCGCAGUCACAACUGGUGGAUCUACGGAUCGCAGGAGAUGGUCGAAUACGGAGACUACAGACGCAGCUUGAAAACGAACCAGACUACCACACCAUGCCCACCUAUCUGGCCAGCCGGAAUCAGGUUGAUCAGGACCGGAAGCGCAUCACGAGGCUGCUGGUACAGUUGCAGCUGUGGAUCAAGAAGUACGAUAAACUCAUCGGUGAACCGAUGGGUGAACUGGAGACGCUGGAGCAGCAGAUGUCGGGAAUGGGGGAGUGGUGCGAGUCGGUGCUAGAACCGCAGACGGAGCUACUGCGUGAGUUACAGGAGCAAGUGGACAGGUAUGAGGCGGCGGCACUGGAAGAAAGGAUCGGAGAAAUGAGAAAGGUGCAUGCUGUUCGUGUCCUGCAGCGUGCUUGGAAGCGCACACUCGAAAAGAAACGAUCACAGAAGGCCAAGAAGGGAGGGAAGAAGGGGAAAAAGCCGAAGUGAUAAGGGGAACGAUAGGAGCAUCCGUAAUUUAGUAACCUCAGCUGAGAAGUAAAUUUUAAAUUAAUGUCCUAGCGACAAACGAUUCAAAUCAAAGUCCGAAAAACGUAGCCUGCUGUUUUGUUACUGUCCUAUGCUUAUACCACGUUGCUUCUACGCAAGAACGGUUGCUACCGGUAACCGUCGGUUUAGC
Molecule: messenger RNA, 1054 nt
Organism: Anopheles darlingi
Lineage: Eukaryota; Metazoa; Arthropoda; Insecta; Diptera; Culicidae
Exons: 1
Coding region: 1-864 (287 amino acids)
Source: RefSeq, a predicted model, not a curated record